AGGAAUUAAUUACAUUGUAAUUUAUUAAUGCAACAUUUCAAUUGGCUGGCUGGCUGGAUUUGUGAUAAGCUGAGCCGCAUUAAGUCAAGCAGUGGCACCAUUGCACCUGUUAUAAGAGUUUGUCAUCAUCAACUGGCAUUUUAUAAAUAUGCCAGAUAUCUCAAGUGAGAUUAUUCUUUUAGGGAUAGUAUAGCUGCCUAACUGCGUCAGUUCAGGCGAACGUUGAAGGUAUGCACUCCCUCACCGCUGGGGAAGGACCAUAAUAGCAGUCGCCUCUGAAUGUCACCGGUAAGUGUCUAAACAUUUCCCGGGGAUGGAUUCCGGGGACGACUCGGGCUCGGACCCGCCACUUGGAUCCACAUUCUCCUCGGUGCCCAAUUUAGACUCUGAUACCAAUGCCCGGAGGCCUAUCUAUGAGAAUGGUGGAGAGCGGAAUGUCAACAUUGAAACUGCAGCGCUGCGUGGGGCAAGCGACCCGAGCGCGUUUCCCUUAUCGGAUUACCGGGGACUCGUCCGCCAGAGGUUCAUUCGCAGAAGUUUGUGGUUUUCGGACGUGGACGACCAAGCGUUGGACGCGCCAGAAUGCGCUAACAGUACUCCAGUGCUCAGCUUCCACCUGCGCACCAUCGUGGACCGAACCCGCGCGCUCGGACCACGCGUGGCUUUCCAGGCCCAGGAGAGCUCGAGCACCGAGAGCCAAGUGGGGCAGAAGGACAGCGCGACUGAGAGCGUGAGCGCGGAAGAGGAGAAGGAGAGGAGCGAGGCCGAGCCAAAACCAGAUGAUGCAGCAGCACGGUCGCCCGAUACCACUGGGAAAGCGGGGAGUGAUGAGAACGAGGAUGAGAACGAGAUGAAAGCCGUGUCCACCUCACCCGGGGGCCGGUUUCUCAAGUUCGAUACUGAGCUCGGGAGAGGGUCCUUCAAGACUGUCUACAAAGGUCUGGACACAGACACCUGGGUAGAAGUCGCUUGGUGUGAACUUCAGGACCGUAAACUGACUAAAGCGGAGCGUCAGAGAUUUAAGGAGGAGGCAGAGAUGUUGAAGGGUCUCCAGCACCCCAACAUUGUGCGUUUCUAUGACUUCUGGGAGUCACCGGUCAAAGGGAAGAAGUGCAUCGUUCUUGUGACAGAGCUCAUGACCUCAGGGACACUAAAAACGUAUCUGAAGCGUUUUAAGGUGAUGAAGCCCAAGGUUCUGAGGAGCUGGUGUCGACAGAUCCUGAAGGGCCUCCACUUCCUCCACACCAGGACCCCUCCCAUCAUCCACAGGGACCUGAAGUGUGACAACAUCUUCAUCACCGGCCCCACCGGCUCCGUCAAGAUUGGAGACCUGGGAUUGGCUACGCUCAAGAGGGCGUCCUUCGCCAAGAGUGUCAUCGGCACCCCAGAGUUCAUGGCCCCUGAGAUGUAUGAGGAGCACUAUGAUGAGGCGGUGGACGUCUAUGCCUUUGGGAUGUGUAUGUUGGAGAUGGCCACCUCAGAAUACCCGUACUCCGAGUGCCAGAACGCUGCUCAGAUCUACCGCAAAGUCACCAGCGGGGUGAAGCCUGCCAGCUAUGAUAAGAUCAGUGACCCAGAGAUUAAGGAGAUCAUCGGGGAGUGUAUCUGCCAUCGGCGGGAAGAGAGGUACACCAUAAAGGACCUCUUGAACCAUGCCUUCUUUGCGGAGGACACGGGCGUGAGGGUGGAGCUGGCCGAGGAGGAUGAUGGGAAAAAGAGUUCCAUCGCCCUCAAGGUGUGGGUGGAGGACCCCAAGAAGCUGAAGGGGAAGUACAAGGACAGCGGGGCCAUUGAGUUCACCUUUGACCUGGAGAAAGAGACCCCAGAGGGUGUGGCCCAGGAGAUGGUGGAGUCAGGUUUCUUCCUGGACAGCGAUGUGAAGAUAGUAGGAAAGUCCAUCAAGGACCGAGUGGCUCUAAUCAAAUGGAGGAGGGAGCGGACCGUCCCUGCAGUCGAGACCCAGACCCAGAAACUGCUACAGGUGCCCAGCAUGGGGGUACCACCACAGGGGGCUCCACUGGCCCCAGCAGAGUCAGAGGAGGAAGAAGGUGACCAGCCCCUUCUCCUGCUCUGCAGCCUGCCGGCCCACACCACCUCGGCCACAUACAGUCAGCACAGUGCCCUCUACCAGCCCCUCCCAGAGCCCAUAUCUACACCCCAGGUCUACAGCCCCCCUGUGCAGUCCCAGGCCCAGCUGCACCAGGGGGCCUACCAGCAAGCCACCACUCAGCUGCACCAGGGGGCCUACCAGCAACCUACAGCACAGCUGCACCAGGGGGCCUACCAGCAACCUACAGCACAGCUGCACCAGGGGGCCUACCAGCAACCUACAGCACAGCUGCACCAGGGGGCCUACCAGGCUCCUACUCCCAGUGCAGGGUUGAUCCAGCCCCAGCCUGUCUCUGCUCCAGCCACCCCAGGGCCUACAGUACAUCAGAGCAGACCAGCUGCAACACAGAGCUUCCCAGCUGCUGCCCCUGUCCCCACUGUACAGGCAAAGACACAGCUCAUUGCUUCUGCCCAGCCCAACCAGGAGUUGUCUGUCAGUCAGCCUCUACCUGAGCAGUGCUCUGACAUCACCACCAGUCUUGUCCAAUCAGCUGCCUCCCUGGUCAGCAGUGCUCCUCCCCCUCAACAGCAGCCUGCCCAAGCCACACCCCCUCUCCAGCCACUGCAGCUCAACAGACAGCUUCCCUCCUCGCCAUACCCUGCCAUGGGAGGGACCCCAGGCGGAUGCGAGCCCGUCCUCUACUCCCCAGCUCCUCUGUGCCCCUUCUACCCCCACAGGAUUGACCUCCCUGUACCUGGUUCCCCCAGCCCCUAUUACUCUCCUGUGCCCUCCCUGACCACCGUUGGCACCCCCCAGACCCCAGUGUCCCUGGCCCAACCACCCCAGCAGACGCUAGGCAUGGCAGUACCCGUCCCCCUGCUUGCCAUGACCCUGCCCCCUAGGAUGCCCCAACAGCAGCCCUGGCAUCAGCAGGUCUAUCCUGCCACCCCUCAGCAAGACCUCCCCCCUCUCCAACCCUCUCACCCCCUGCCCCUCUCCCAGGUACAACCUACAGCCCCCCCUGCCCCCCUCCCUGAGAAACACGUGGCAGAUCAACCUCUCCAGAUCCAGUCUGGUGCCCCUCAGGACCCCCAGGGAGAGGCUCCGGUGUCAGCCCUGGCCGCGCUCCACCCCGUCCAGCCUGCCGUCCUGUUCCCUCCCUGGAGGGGGGAGGUGGUGGACCCCAACCCUGUUGCUGCAGCCGGGUCCGAUCAGACACUCCCUGAGAACCCAGCCCCGGCCCCACCCCUGGCUUCGGCCCCGACUCUGGCUGGAGCCCUGCAGCCGCAAGGCACCCAGAAAGCAGCCCCAGUGCCUGACGGUGCCAGCCUGCCCACGACUCAGCAGAACCUGGACACUGCGUCCAUAUCUACCUCUUCCCAACCUGAGGCCAGCCAAGAGGAGCCAGUGCAAGAGAAACCCAUGGCGUUUCACAGUCAUGCAGGCUAUGACAGCUUCAACUCAGAUGUGGCGUCGGGUAAGGAGAUGAGUGAUGGCUACGAUGGCUUGUCCAGCAGCGGGAAGGGGGACGGGAAGCCCCGGAAACACCACCGCAAGUCGACCCGCACACGCUCACGCCAGGAGAAGACCAACAAGCCCAAACUGAGCAUGCUCAAUGUGAGCAACACGGGCAAUAAGAUGGUGGAGUGCCAGCUGGAGACCCACAACCACAAAAUGGUGACCUUCAAGUUUGACCUGGACGGAGAUGCUCCAGAAGAAAUCGCUAUUUACAUGGCAGAGAAUGGCUUCAUCCUGCCCAUAGAGAAGGAGAUGUUCAUUGAUCAGUUGAAGGACAUCGUGGACAAGGCUGAAGAUAUGCUGAGUGAGGAGAUGGAGGGAGAGACGUACUCCGCUCUGGGGGGCAGUCCCCAACUAGGACACACCUCUUGGGGGCCGGGGGGAGAGAGUCAGCAGCCUGGAGCACCCCAGCCUGUUUAUCAGCAGAAUGUGCUCCACACAGGGAAGAGAUGGUUCAUCAUCUGCCCAGUGCAGGAGACUCCCACCUCCAGCCAGGAUGGGACCACAAACAUGUCUGCCGAUGGGACUACAACUACUCAACAUGAUGGGACUACAACUGCACAGCCUGAUGGGAGUGCGGUGUCAGGCAAGUCUGCUGAUGGUGGCACUGCUUCAGGCAGAGGUGACAUUGUUUCCAUUAACGGUCUUUGGAUGUGGGCCUGUUGUACAAUUGUAGACAAACAGGAUAUUACUCUUGUAUUGUGUCUUCUUUUGGUUCCUCAUGCAGUAUCAGCGUCCUCCUCCAUAGCUAACUCUGUGUCUGGGGGAAGUGGAGGCUUCAACUAUGAGGGCUAUGGCCUCUGUAGCCCUCCCAUCCUGUCCUCCACAGACCCUCUCCUCCUGGCUAUGUCCCAUGUCCCAGCUCCCUCUGGCCCCCCAUCUGUUCACCCAGGCCAUCCUCCAGAAGCCCAGCCAGCCUUCGCUCCGCCAGCGGCCCCCUCUGGAGGUCUCCGUAGCUCUCUGCCUGGAGAGGAGCACCAGGUGGGAGGGCGUCUUGGUGCCGUCCAGCAGAUGGCAGAGAUGGCAUGCGCUGCCUCCAUGGUGGAGGAGGUGCCCUGCUGCCCGCUGGCCAUGCCAAUGUCCCUGGACGUGAGUGGUGGAGCCCAGGGGAGCUCAGCUCCUCUAACCCCUCUGCCCCCCCAGGACUCCUCUCCCUCCUCAGCCAGAGAGUCCCUCUCCUACCCCUCCGUUGCCCACUGCGACCGCUCCCAGCCGUCUGUGGUUGUCCAGCAGCCCUUCUCCUCCAUGGGCGGAGCAAAGGCCCCCUCGCUGCCCCAGAGCCCUGCCACCCACCAGCACACGGCAGGGGGGCCCAGUGAGUCGGACGGGGAGGGGCGAGGGGUGGGGGUUCGAGGGGGCUUUGUGGACAGCACCAUCAAGACUCUGGACGAGAAGCUGAGGAACCUGCUGUACCAGGAGUACGCCCCCAUGUACCCAUCAGGCAGUGCUGCGGAGACGCCUGGCUCGGGGACGGAGUACGUCCAAUCCCCUCCUGGGCCAGACAGCGCAACCUUGGGUUCAGGAAGCAGCACCCCCGGACCUAUGGGGGAGGGGCGCUACCGGACAGGGGAACAGCUGCCUCAGAUUCCAGAGAGGAUGGACAGUUUGAGCACGUUGAGUGAUUCUGCGGUGUGUGCCCCCGUGUCUAGGAGACAAAACAUACCCCACUCUACCUCCUGCUCUGGCUCUGGAUCCAGAGGCCGGUUUAAGAUGAUCACAGGCCUUCCUGACAUGGUGACGCAAGGAGAGCGGAAACAGAGGAGGUGGAGCAGCGCUGCCUCCCCGGCGCACCCUGCUGGCCAUCUCUCAGACCACCGUAGUGGUGCCGGGGCCAUGGCCAUGGCCCCCUCCACCAUUAUCGGACGUUUCUCGGUGGUCAGCACCGAGGACGACGUCACCCUGAGUACCUGCGGCAGUCGCUACUCUGCCCCGCCAGACUUCUACCUGGAUACACCCCCCGCCAUGGCCAAACGGGGGUCGUUGCCACGCGCCUCCACGUCCACCUCCGUGUCUGUUGAUGUUACGGUCCACGCUCACGCGCGCUUCCUGUCCUCAGACUCGGGGGCGGAGAGUAGUCCGGCCAAGCUGGCCCCGGACACGCCAUCACGCCACGGCCGCUCAGGGGAGCGUAGAGGAAGUGACCUCAUGAAGAGGGCGGUGGCUUUCCUGCGUCGUUCAGGCCGUAGUAGUAGUGUGCAGAGCUCUGAUUCGCUGAGCCGGCAGGGGUGCGUGCAUGGCUCGGCCUAUGUCAGCAGUGAUAAUGACUCUGAGAUGGAGGACUCGGAUAUGAAGAGAGAGCUGACCAGACUCAGGGAGAAACAUUUAAAGGAGCUCUCGGAGCUGCAAGCCCACCACAGAGGGGAGAUAGAGCUGUUGUACCGCAGGCUGGGUAAAGCCACUCCACCCCCCCUGGGUCUCUCUCACACAGCUCCCCCCAAGCGAAGGAGCAAGCACAAGCACAAAAUGAAGGCUGGAAAACUCCUCAGUCCUCUGGUACAACAGCUGAGGCAUGUCACCACCAAAACCAGCGACCCCAGCAAAACCAGUGAGCCUACAGUCAGUCUGAACGGGUCUCCAGCCAAAGCUCCUGUACAGUCAGACAGCAGAGCCCGUUCAGGUACCAGUCCCUUGGAUACCGUCACCUCUACCUCUGAACCUGUCCAGACCAAGCAGCCCUGCUCCCUCAAGGGUUCCCUCUCUUCAGACAACAUAUACGCUGGAGCUGGACUACAAGGAGAGAGGACAGGACCACAAGCUUCACCAGGCCAAGGCUGGCCAUCUUACCCUCCACCGCCAGAGAGAGUGACCUAUAAAUCCAGUAGCAAACCACGCGCUAGAUUCCUCAGUGGGCCUGUGUCUCUGUCUAUCUGGUCAACUCUGAAACGACUCUGCCUUGGUAAAGAGCGUGGAAGGGGGACUGUAGCAGACCCAGGCCCAGGCCCAGGUGCAUCUACCCAGCUGCCCCAACAACAGACAGCCAGCUCCACCCCUCCUCCCCGCCAGCCAAUAGCAGGGUUGGCCCAAGCCCAGGCCAACAACAGCAACAACAAGACAGACACCUACACCGGCACCUACAUGGGCUCCUACGCAGGGUCCUUCACAGACGCCCUUCACAGGAUAGUGGAUGAUUGGACCAUGGAGGCCCUGUGUGUCUCCCGGCGCCCGCGGACCAGCUCCCUCAGCCUCAGUGGGCAACCACUUUGGAACGAGGACCCCGGGGGGCCCAGAAUAAGAGACAGACUGUUCAGCGCUCCAGAUGCACCUGCCAGGACAGCCCUUGGCUCUGAAGGCCCCCAGCUCCCCCUGUCAUGGCCGAUGAUUGACAACCAGGCCCUGGGCUCAGUGAUGAGGACCAGCUCCCCGGGACAGGCAGGGUUCCAUCCUGGCUACAUGCUGGCCCAUUCAGGCACAGACCUGUUUGGGGGGCUGCUGCCCUCACCCCUCUCGCCCCUCUGUGUAAGCCAUUGGCCUGAGCUGCUGUGCCCCUUGGGUUCAGGGGUGGUUGCUUUACCUGCUGUGCCCCCAACCUGGGGCACCACCACCCCUGGUCCACCCUACGAGCCACCCGACCCCAAACCCAGGACCCUCUAACCCCUGUAGCAUCAUGUCUUCCAACUAUGUGACCAAAAUGAGUCAUAUGUAGUUAGAGCUCUAGUCUUCUCUACCCACAAUAUGUAAACUGUUUCUAUUUAACCAGCAUCUAUGUAUAUAAUACGCAUUUGUAUAUACACUGAGUGUACAAAACAUUAAAAACACCUUCCCAAUAUUUGCCCUCAGAACAGCCUCAA
This is a messenger RNA of Coregonus clupeaformis (lake whitefish), 7356 nucleotides long. Its product is annotated as serine/threonine-protein kinase WNK2-like. Gene Ontology annotation, molecular function: chloride channel inhibitor activity; protein serine/threonine kinase activity; ATP binding. Gene Ontology annotation, cellular component: cytoplasm; cytosol. The transcript has 30 exons. Gene Ontology annotation, biological process: protein phosphorylation; intracellular signal transduction; monoatomic ion homeostasis. NCBI's taxonomy places the organism in Eukaryota, Metazoa, Chordata, Actinopteri, Salmoniformes, Salmonidae. The record is from RefSeq and is a predicted model, not a curated record. Bases 314 to 7159 code for a protein of 2281 amino acids.